Molecule: messenger RNA, 2970 nt
Organism: Porites evermanni
Lineage: Eukaryota; Metazoa; Cnidaria; Anthozoa; Scleractinia; Poritidae
Source: the annotation of a GenBank genome assembly
AUGGCUGCUGCAGUGCAUAACGAAUGGGGAAUUUCAGAACUAAAAGCAAACUCAUCUGAAAAGGAUACCAGAAAAACUUAUGACACUUGGGCAAAAACUUAUGAAGAGGUAUGCCACACCUGUUAGACUCGUAUGUAUAAGCUUCAGUUAAGUUAAGUUGUUUGCUUUAGCAUCAUGAAUUUGCCAGUAGCUACACAUGUAUUAAGUGUAAUUAAAUGGUUUAACUAGGGAACAGCAAAGAAUAACAAUAGGCUAGAGAGAAAAACAGGACUUUUAUUCCAACGUACACUGCUUGUCAAUUUUACAGUUUUAUAUUAUAACGUUAACAUUCUAAAAUAAUACAAUAUGAACCCAUUCUCUCGUGGAAAUUUUAGGGAAGCAUUAUUUCAAGUAGUAAAGCCAUUUCUCUGCGCACUCUCCGUCCCAAAACUACCCAACACAAGUUGAACUUAUUGUUCUUUAUUAUUAAGAUGUCUGCUUAAAUUGUGAAAGACAUCUCAAAGAGGCUGGAGUCCGUUAGGACUAAAGACUCAGUAGAAAGGGUGGACUAUUGAAAGACUGGAGGUUUAUUUAUGGGGACAAUGAGACUAAACAGAGGAAAUUAAUGUACUAUUUUUUCAAUUCAUACUAAGGCCAUCCUCUUUUUUUUUCUCCGUUUAGCAUCAUCCGACCAACCCAAAUUUUUGGCAUUUUCAAAACAAAAGGAAUGACAUAGUUGAACCAUUUUUCACUUGACAUUAUUCUUUUAAUCUGAAAAAAUUGGCAUAGUAACAGCGUAAAGUAAAAUAGGAACAAAAACAGGAACAUUUUUUACAGUACAUUGUGUAUUUUGUCAAUCCAAAUAUGUGAAUGUUAACUUUUAACAUCGUCCAGGGUUAUGGGGGCCUGCCAUUUCGAGACCUCUGGUGACUUUUUUUAGCUUUUUUUUUUCAAUCCGACCGACCAACCCAACAUCCGGAAACCUAUUCGAUGCUAAGCAAAAAAGAGAGAGGGAAUGGCGUGAGUGGGAUAAUGUCUGGCCAGACGUGUUAACUCUUUUAAAACACUCAUAUGAAAAUUUAAAUUCUUGUUUGUUUAAUUUAAUUUAAUUUUCAUAGGAGUAUUGGAGGAAAGAUGUUAAAGUAUCAAUAAUAAUCAGCUUGUGUGAUCAUGUCCUUAACUUUCAUGACCAGUGACAGUUUUAUGAAGUAUAGGUAUUAUAGCAGAAAUUGGACACUGAUUGCUCAACAGAUCAGAGCUUUUAAACUGAAUAAUAACUCUACCUAGUACAGGGUCCGAAAUUAACUUUUUAAUACGGGCGCCAACUGGCUAUCAAGUAUAAAUUUUUGGUCGCCAGAGGGCAAAUUAUGGUCGCCAAAAAUUUCCCCUCUCUUUCUUAAAAUAGAAGUUUAAACACGAAUAAAAAAUGUAUGGUAUGGACAUUUUUAUGCUCAAAAAUUCCACUACUUUGGCUCCCGAUACCAGAGAGCAGCCGUACGUGCACGAGUGAGGUCUUAUUUUUUCCACAAAUUACUUUUUGGAGAUAUAAACACGAGUCCACCAUGUUGCUCAAUCCAGGCCACAACCGUGGAUAUAUGGGUACCGUGUUUCAGCUGAAAAGAACAUGGCGGCUUUGAACCAUUCAACUCAUGUUGAUCGUAGCUGUCGUGGAGGUAUUUUUACAUGAAGAUUCGUUUCACUUUUAACCUGAAAGUUCACAAUAACAGCCAGCUUUACAAGUCGCCAGUUGGCGACCAGCUAUGAAAUUCUGGUCGCCAGUACUGAAUUUUUAGUCGCAUUGGCGACCAGGAAGGCGCAAUUUCGGACCCUGUAGUAGCUAAGCAUUUUUUUUCCAGAACAAAAGGCUUACCUAUACAAAGAUGCCAACCUCUGGAUCUAUACAAUGGUAUUACUUUGGUUAUCAGAAUGGGUAGUCCCAUAAAACAGAAGUGGAAAAUUUUAAAUGGCUAAUUCACCACAGCUAUCUCUUGCUGAUCAUUUUUUUGGUUUGUUUGAUUCAUAUAGGAUACUGACAAACUUGGUUACAAAGGGCAUGUCCUGUGUAUUGAGGCUUUCAAUAAAGCCAUGCAGUCUAAAGACAUUUUCCCGGAAGCUAACAAGGAUAUCAAAAUUCUUGACGCUGGGGCCGGCACUGGAAUCAUUGGUGAAAUGCUGGUGCAGCAAGGGUAUAGCAACAUUGAUGCCUUGGACAUUUCUGAAGAAAUGUUGAAUUUAGCAAAAAAGAAGAAUAUUUACAAGCGAUAUAUCUGUGCCGCACUGAGUGACGUCCCCAUUGAUGACAUACAGACUGGCGAGUAUGAUGUAACUUUGUGUGCAGGUACUAUAGUCUAUGGACAGGCGAAGCCAGCAGCACUGGAUGAGUGUGUUCGUCACGUAAGACCAGGUAAAGUGUUAUUGCUAUAUCUGUUGUAAGGAUACUAUGCUCUUUUCAUGGAAUUCAAAAACCUAGGUGGAGUAGGGCAGCAGUCUUUCACUCUCACAUUAAGUUACUUUUGUUGAGGUUUUUAACAAUCACUAAUUGUAUAACCUUAAGUCUGGAAAAGGAACUUUAUGUUUUGAAAAAAGUCUUGCAUCCAAAAAUGUGUUUUGAACCCUUAUUGACAGUAAUUAUUAAAUAAAGUAUUUUCCUCUCAUAGGUUUUUUCUAAUCUUGUUUUAAAAAUCUUAGUCAUUGUCAGUAGUAGUCUUAGUUAAGGACUACACUGGGCCAAACAAUCAUUUGUCACCAGACUCAUUGUCAACCCCGUUCAUAAUCUUUCAUUGUCUUUCUCCAGGUGGUAUCUUCAUUUUUUCCAUCCGUGCAGAUUCCUUUGAUCCUGUUGAGCUCGGUUACAGCACCAAGUUUGAGGAGAUGGAGACAGCAGGAAAGUGGAGGCUAGUGAAGAGAGAGAGGCGUGAACUAUAUGCCCAUCCCCAUGAGGAGCGAUUUAGGGACUGUUACUUGAUCACUUACAAAGUGCUCAAGAACUGA